Staurois parvus is the source of this 1512-nucleotide messenger RNA. The record is from the annotation of a GenBank genome assembly. Lineage: Eukaryota; Metazoa; Chordata; Amphibia; Anura; Ranidae.
AUGUUUUACACGGAAAUCAGGACUUGUUGCACAUCAAAGAACUCACACGGGGGAGAAAAGCCUUAUGCCUGCUUUGAAUGCGGGAAAUGUUUUACUUGGAAAUCAGGACUUGUUCUACAUCAGAGAUCUCACACAGGAGAAAAGCCUUAUGCCUGCUCUGAGUGCGGGAAAUGUUUUUCAGAGAAGACCAAUCUUUACAGACAUCAGAGGAUUCACACUGGGGAGAAACCAUAUUUCUGUAGUGAGUGCGGGAAAUGUUUUACACGGAAAUCAGGACUUGUUCUACAUCAAAGAUUUCACACGGGGGAGAAGCUUUAUUCUUGCCCUGGGUGCGGAAAAUGUUUUUCAGAAAAGUCCAGACUUUACAGACAUCAGAGGAUUCACACAGAGAAGUCGUAUUCCUGUUCUGAGUGCGGGAAAUGUUUUUCACAGAAAUCAGACCUUGUUACACAUCGAAGAUCUCACACAAGCAAGAAGCCAUUUUCCUGCCCUGACUGUGGGAAAUCUUAUCCACGAGGGGAGAAGCCGUAUUCCUGCCCUGAGUGCGGGAAAUGCUAUAGGAGGAAAUCAGACUUUGUUAUCCAUCAAAGAUCUCACACGGGGGAGAAGCCGUACUCCUGCCCCGAAUGUAGUAGAAGUUUUUUUUUGGAGAAGUCCAAGCUUUACAGACAUCAGAGGACUCACAAGGGGGAGAAGCCGUAUUCCUGUUCUGAGUGUGGGAAAUGUUUUUCAAAGCAUUCAGACCUUGUUAAACAUCCAAGAUGUCACAGAGGUGAGAAUCCAUAUUCAUGCACAGAGUGCGGGAAAUGUUUUCGAGUGAAACGGAGUCUUUACAGACAUCAGUUGAUUCACACGGGGGAGAAGCCGUAUUCCUGUUCUGAAUGCGGGAAAUGUUUUUCACAGAAAUCAGACCUUGUUCGACAUCAGAGAUCUCACACGGGGGAGAAGCCGUAUUCCUGUCCUGAGUGCGGGAAAUGUUUUUUACAGAAAUCAGACUUUCUUAGACAUGAAAGAUCUCACAUGGGGGAGAAGCUGUGUUCCUGUCCUGAGUGUGGGAAAUGUUUUUCAAAGCAUUCAGACCUUGUUAGAUAUCAAAGAUCUCACACAGGGGAGAAGCCACCUCCCUCAUCAGAGUGCGGGAAAUGUUUUUCACAGAAAUCAGACUUUCUUAGACAUCAAAGAUCUAACAUGGGGGAGAAGCUGUGUUCCUGUCCUGAGUGUGGGAAAUGUUUUUCAAAGCAUUCAGACCUUGUUAGACAUCAAAGAUCUCACACGGGGGGGAGAAGCUGUGUUCAUAUCCUGAGUGCGGGAAAUGUUUUUCAAAGCAUUCAGACCUUGUUAGACAUCAAAGAUCUCACCCUGCGGAGUGGCUGUGUUCCUGUCCUGAGUGCGGGAAAUGUCAGGUCUUCACAAACAUCAGAGGAUUCACAGGGGGGGGGAAAAAAGCCGCAUUCAUUUCCUGAAAAGCCACAUUCCUGGCUUGAGUGUGGAAAAUGUUUUUUUUUUUUUUGA